UUAAUUAUUAAAAUCUAAAACUUGUCAGAUUUCUGUCAAUUUCACAAUAAUUUAUUUUGAGGUUAUAUUGAACAAGUAAUUUAAUUUAAUUGUUGGAAAUAAAAAAUGGGAUCAAACUGGGAAGAAUUUUACGCGAAUCUUCCAAAGCCGAAAGAUUUAGACCACAGUAUAAAAUUGUUGGAAAAAUUUUCUGAACGAGCUCACAAUGCUAAAGGAAUUGUUUUAGUGACGAGUGGAGGGACCACGGUGCCGUUGGAAUACAACACUGUCAGAUUUGUAGACAACUUCAGUGCUGGUACCAGGGGCUCUGUGUCGGCUGAAUAUUUUUUGGAGCAAGGAUAUGCGGUCGUAUUUAUGUACAGACUCAAAACUCUUGAGCCGUAUUCAAGACACUUUACCGGUCAGAAAUUUUUGGACAUGCUGGAGCUGAAAGAAGCUGAUGGAAAAAAUUCAGUAGCAAUGUUGCCAGAGUAUUCAGACCGUAUUGCCGAAGUCUUGGUGAAAUACAAACAAGCAUUGAAGCAAGAAAAAUUGUUGCAAAUAACAUUCACGACUGUUGCUGAAUAUUUAUGGCUGCUAAGAGCUGUUUGUCAAGCACUAGCUUCUUUUGAACGUCGAGCUAUCAUAUAUUUAGCUGCAGCAGUAUCUGACUUUUAUGUUCCUCCUCAUGAAAUGUCAGUUCACAAAAUUCAAUCUAGUGGACCUCCAAAUAUAUCAUUACAAUUAGUUCCAAAAAUAUUGAAGCCUUUGGUGAGCUUGUGGGUGCCCAAAGCAUUUGUUAUUUCCUUCAAAUUGGAGACUGAUGAAAAUUUAUUGAUUAAAAAAGCCCGAGACUCUUUAAAUAAUUACAAUCACAAUCUGGUGAUAGCCAACAUGCUGCAAACGCGCAAACAACGAGUAGUGAUGGUAACCAAGGAGAAAAAUUACGAAAUUUUUUUAACUGAUGAACAAUUAGAAAAAGGAGAAGAAAUUGAAAAAUAUAUAAUUGAUGAUCUUGUAGAUAGACAUUCACAAUUUUUAAAAAUUCAAUCCUAAUUAAUUAUGACAUUAAGUUAAAAUCAACAGACAUCUGGAAAUUUUAUUAAU
This is a messenger RNA of Cotesia glomerata, 1086 nucleotides long. RefSeq names its product phosphopantothenate--cysteine ligase (gene Ppcs). Gene Ontology annotation, biological process: coenzyme A biosynthetic process. The record is from RefSeq and is a predicted model, not a curated record. Gene Ontology annotation, molecular function: phosphopantothenate--cysteine ligase activity. Bases 106 to 1035 code for a protein of 309 amino acids. The transcript is spliced from 6 exons. Gene Ontology annotation, cellular component: nucleus; cytoplasm. Lineage: Eukaryota; Metazoa; Arthropoda; Insecta; Hymenoptera; Braconidae.